This is a messenger RNA of Monoraphidium neglectum, 723 nucleotides long. RefSeq lists its product as hypothetical. Gene Ontology annotation, molecular function: zinc ion binding; metallocarboxypeptidase activity. The transcript has 7 exons. Lineage: Eukaryota; Viridiplantae; Chlorophyta; Chlorophyceae; Sphaeropleales; Selenastraceae. Gene Ontology annotation, biological process: proteolysis. The record is from RefSeq and is a predicted model, not a curated record. The coding region runs from base 1 to 723 and encodes 240 amino acids.
AUGAAAACAUAUAAAGACUCGCGAUGUAAGCUGUCGCUGGUGGUGGCAUGGCUGGUCCUGCUAGCUGCAGCGGGGACCGCAGCGGCGCAGAAGCAGGCGGUCGACACAGGCAGUCGGGGCCGGCUGUCGGAUCAGCUGCUCAAAACCUACCUGUCAAACGAGCAGCUGGCCGCUUGGAUAGACGAGUUUGUGGACAAAUGCUCCAGCAUAUCCCGGAAGUUCAGCAUCGGCAAAAGUGUGCAGGGGCUGGAUCUCUGGGGGAUAGAGCUUUCCGACAAGCCUGGCGUUGAGGAGGCGGAGCCCAAGUUUAAAUACAUCGCGAACAUGCACGGCGACGAGCCCAGCGGCAGGAUGCUGCUGCCGAUGCUGGCGGAGUGGCUGUGCGCCAACAACGGCAAGGACGCGCGCGCCACGCGCCUCCUGCGGGACGCGCACCUCUUCAUCAUCCCGACCCUCAACCCUGACGGCUUCGCACUGCACCGCCGAGCCAACAGCAAAAACAUCGACAUCAACCGCAACUUCCCAGACCCCAUAAUUUACAAAGGCCGGGACCUGUCCAAGCCCUUAGACACGGCCGCCCCAGAGACCAUUGCGAUUAUGAACUUCACUAGGAAUGGCCACUUCACGGCGUCAGCAAAUCUUCACGAGGGCGCCAUCGUGGGUGGCGCCGGCGGGGGACUGGCAUUUGUGUGUGUGUGGGGGGGGGUCAACAUAACGUGCUGA